AUGGACCGAGUCGAGAGCACGAAGCUGACCAAUAAUACUAUGAUUGAUGUUGAAAGCAAGCUCGGUACGAUACAGCCGACCAAACAGGACGAUGUGGCAGCAGCGUACACGAGCUACUUCAACGACCAUGAGUCUUUCAGUCAAAAAGAGGCUCGCUCCUUGCGCUGGAAGCUUGACAGGCGCCUGAUCCCUUUGUUGAUGUUCAAUAUCAUCCUUGGAGCCAUGGAUAAGGUUAGCACAUCCACCGGCGCUCUGUACGGCAUGCGAGAGGAUACGAAUUCCGAGGGUGAUCGUUACUCCUGGCUCGGCAGCGCAUUUUACUUUGGCUACUUGGUCUGGUGCUUCCCUGCAGCUAGCCUUUUGCAGAAACUGCCCAUUGCCAAGUUGAUGGCAUGUGUCAUCUUUCGUGAGGUUCUGCUGGGAAUUCUAGAAGCCCCUAUUAUUCCCGGAGGAUACCUCAUGCUUACAAUGUGGUACACCCGCCACGAACAGUCUCUGAGGUCGGGGCUCAUGUACACGAACUUGUCAACAUUCAUCAUAGGACCAGUCGGUUACGGGAUCGGCGCGAUAAGUGGAGGUCACCAAUGGAGAUGGUACUUCAUCUUUCUUGGAUCCCUGUCCUUGGUCUGGUCAUUGAUCAUCGGUUUUUUCCUCCCCGACAACUUACCCAGAGCCAAAUUUGUAUCUGAACGCGAGAAAGCCAUUGUCGUUGAGAAACUUCGGCCGGACCAGACCGGUAUCGAAAACAAGUCGUUCAAGAAGGAUCAGAUGAUUGAGGCACUCUUAGACCCGAAGACCUGGCUGAUGUUUGCCUUCAAUGUCUUCGUUAGUAUUCCUAACGGCGGAUUGACUAAUUUCCAAGCAUUAGUCAUCAAAGGUAUAGGUUAUAGCUCGCGUCAGGCGCUCCUGCUCACUAUCCCUGAGGGUGCGGUCGCAACAGUCUCGGCAUGGCUAUGCAAUGGCGGAGUUUGGUAUCUCACCCGGCGCUGGCCGAAGCUGCAAUGCCGUGUUGGUAUUAUUAUUGCCGGAGAGCUCGUUGGGAUGAUCGCGUCGGUCUUUCUCUACACGCUCCCCAUCGACAGCGUUAAGGGCCGCCUAGCUGCACUUUGGAUGGCCAAGUUCUUCCUGGGACCGUACAUUGUCAGUCUUGCACUGAAUGUUGCCAACAUCGCGGGCCACACCAAAAAAGUCACCGUACAGGCGGUUAUCUUCAUCGCUUAUUGCAUCUCGAACAUCAUUGCACCUCAAUUUUUCAAGGCCAGCCAGGCACCACUCUAUGCCAUGGGCAUGGGAGCCAUUCUAGCUGGCUAUGUACUUGCAAUCAUCUCCAUUGCUUUAUACGGGUUCUACUGCUAUUGGGAGAAUUGCCGCCGUGCCCGCAUUGAUGAUGCCAGAGGGGAACGUGUUCACGUUGACACAGACUUCAAAGAUCUCACGGACAGACAAAACAUCCAUUUCCGUUAUGUGUGGUGA
Phaeoacremonium minimum UCRPA7 is the source of this 1473-nucleotide messenger RNA. RefSeq names its product putative allantoate permease protein. Gene Ontology annotation, cellular component: plasma membrane. Gene Ontology annotation, biological process: dipeptide transport; transmembrane transport; allantoate transport. The coding region runs from base 1 to 1473 and encodes 490 amino acids. Gene Ontology annotation, molecular function: allantoate transmembrane transporter activity; dipeptide transmembrane transporter activity. NCBI's taxonomy places the organism in Eukaryota, Fungi, Ascomycota, Sordariomycetes, Togniniales, Togniniaceae. The record is from RefSeq and is a predicted model, not a curated record. The transcript is spliced from 6 exons.